Messenger RNA from Adineta ricciae, 2331 nucleotides. NCBI's taxonomy places the organism in Eukaryota, Metazoa, Rotifera, Eurotatoria, Adinetida, Adinetidae. The record is from the annotation of a GenBank genome assembly.
AUGGUCACUACUUUAAUGGCCUACGCUCAGCUAGAAGUCGAUAAUAGCUCCACAUGUAUACCACGACUCUGUAAAUUCACAAUUGUUCGUUUGGUUUUAAAUCGACUUGUCGACGGCAGCGAUUUGAAUGCGAUUGUUGUUGCUGUAAAGAUACAAAGUAACAAACGUACAUUUCGUUGUUGUGAUAUUCCUCUGCAACAAGAUGGGACUUUAGAUGUACCUGUCAAUCUACAAUAUAUAAUCACUUAUCCUCAUUAUUUCAAACGGGAUAUUAAUAAGAUUCAAAUCUACAUUCAGCGUCGAAAGAAUCGACCUAUGAUUGGAUAUAAAACAUUAGCUAGAGGUGAAAUUAAUCUCAAUCAAAUUAUUCAACAGUCUCAGAGUAUAGAUUUGCAUUUAUAUGGAAAUAUCAAUGAGAAAAGUAAACAACAAGUUCGUUCAACAACUUCCGAGGAUAUGCCAACGACUGAAGGGCAAAGCCGUCCAGUUGGUUACGUUUCGAUUAUAUCGUUAUCGAGUACCAUCCCGAACGAAUCGGAAGCAGUCGAACCAGUGGACCUGGGUUUAGCAUCGAAUCGAUUAACUGACAAACAACAACAGUUUGAGAAAUCGUUCAAUGAUGAUGAUGAAUAUAACGACGAAGAGGAAAUUAAUUCGGAACUAGAAGAUAGUGACAUGGAAUUCAAUAGUAAAAAUAAACAGAAAUUCAAUCCGAAUGUGAUUCGAAACAAGUUAAUUCAAAUGUUCAAACGUAAAGGUGCUCAAGCGAGAAACAAUCCAAGUAAAAUCCUGAAUUCGAACGAAGCUGAAACUACUCAGUUUGAUCAUCAAUAUGAGAGAAUUCUAUUUGAUCGUCAGUCAGAUACCGAAGAAGAUCCACCGUCAGAUAUCAGUGAAAGUACUAUUCCCGUUGACCAAUGGAGUAUCGAAUCUGUACCUAAACCAGGUUUUACACCUGUCGAACAUUUACAAUUAUUAAAAUGUUCGGAAGAUGAUGCGUAUCUGAUGAAGCAAUCGGUAAACAAUAAUGAUAGUCCCUGCGAUUCGGAUACAUCCGAUCCAUGUGUUGAUAAUGAUCCAAAGGAGAUUUAUCAAGAACCAUGGCCAGUACUCGAACUGAAAGCACUACCACCAUCAGUAGUUGCUAUUAAACAAUUGGAAGAGCUCUACAUCAAUGAUCGUCUACCCGAAUCAAUUAUUUUCAUUUACACGGGACUAAAUCAAACGAACAUAACAGCGGCUAAGUUUAAAGAUUAUAAUCUAUCGGUUGUAGCUUUGAAUACAUUGAGUGAAUCGAAAGGAGUAUUCAACAAUCUAAUUCAACGAAUACAGAAAUGUUCAACUCAAGCAGUUAUCCGAAUUGUACUACUGGGUGACGAUGCGUUCAUAAAUUCAUUUCUUCAAGCUUACGUCGAGUGUUUAACAUCGCGACCGCAUGAAUAUAUGGCUUGUUUUCGAUUUUACUUCGUUCCAUUAGUUCCUUCGUAUUUGGCGAAAUUUCUCGGUAGUUUGGAUCCACAAUAUGAAGUAUUGUUCGGGAAUCAUGAACCUUCAGACGUGCGAGAUCUAUCUCAGAAGAUUACUCGAUAUUUAAAAACAUCUCAGCGUACAUUGUCAUUACCAGUGGGUGAGGUAAUGCUCAAUCGAAAAGGAAAACUAUCCGACGAUGACUCAUCGCCCACAUUUCUACCGUUCUUUUGCUACGUUCGAUUGGGUACAUUUUCAUCAGUGGAAGAUAAUGUUCUGGUAUCCGCGUCUCUGCCUACGCCGAUUAUCACAAAUCAUCCGACGCGCGAAUUGAAAGAUUCAUCGGAUGAUGAAAACAACCAGCUUUUAUCUCCAACUUCUCCGCCAUCGAAACUAAUGAGCAAUUUAAUCAAAACUUCUACUAUGGAUGAUUCAUCGGUCUUGCCGUUUGACCUUUCUAUUGAUUAUUGGACGAUUAUUGAUAACCAAAAAGACAAAAAAGAUGGAGUCAGAACGAUAAAAUCAUCUUUAAAAGCAAAUAUACAUGUUUUAACAAUCACAAGACAAUCGGAUACAACCGUCGAUGGAAAAAUUUGUCCGUCAUUGACUAUGACGUAUAUAACGCGAGAAAAACGACAGAAAAUUAUGAAAUUUGGCAAAAAACUCAAUAAAAUCAUUGAACGACAAGAAAUAACCGGUAUCAAUCGUUUAGUUUGCACCUCAAAGUCACAAAACAUUGUAUUGAAGGUAAAUAUUGAUGGUCAAGAAUGGGAUGAUGUCAAAUUCUUUCAAAUAUCAUCCCAAUGGCAUACUCACAUUAAAUACUUUCCGCUCGCUCUAUUUAAUGAUAUACGCAAUCCGUGA